AUGACGCGGGCUUUCCUCUUCACAGCGCUUGCCGCCCUUGGUGCUUGGGCCACAUCGAGGAAUGCCACGGCCGCAUGUUCAGAGGAGGAGGUGGGGGCUCUCUUGCAGAUGAAUCCGACGGUGCCCUUGGCUCAGAACCUGAGCAUCCUGGAUUUCCUGGAAGAGUUGACCCGCGCUUCUGUGCCCAACGAGCUUACUGCGCUGCGGCGUCGCUUCGUCGAGUACUACAGGGAGGCUGGCUCUGAGAUCACGCGGAGCGCACCCACUGACCUAGGGCAAGUGGUUGACUGCGUGCCAUUCCUCAAGCAGCCUGCACUGCUCUGGGCAACAAGGGAGGAGAAGCAUGAGGCGCUAGAGCUCUGGGCAGAGUCCGAAGAGUUCGAGGACCAGAACAUGGAGUACUACGGCUGCGCACGGGACGAGAUCCCGCUCCCACGUCCCAGCUUGCACGCGCUCCGCCUGGGCCUGGUGCAGGAGUUCCGGAAGACGGGAAGCCCCACCGGAGGGCUGUGGCCGGCCACCGGUAGCCGCCCGCAGCUGUCUCUGCUGCAGAGCGAGGGUCAUGACUGCAGGACGAUCAAGCCGCCACACCCCGGCCCACCCAACUACACCUACUCCACCAGCCCGAUCUGCAAGACGCACGACAGCCACCAGGCCUUUACCAUCCUAGAGGUCGGUGGAUCCUUGCCAGUGCCAGAGGUGCCAACUUCCGGCGGACACACUCUCAACCAAAUGUGGUGGAAGGGUCUACCCCCUCAGUCAGAGCUCCCGGUCAGUAUGGAAGCAGGCUGGCUGGCCAGCGACCCAGAUGGUGGUGGAACUGUUGGGACUCGGCUCUUCGUCUACUCGACGCCGAACGCGUACCUGCCGAAAGAUGACUGUGAAGGCGGCAACCACUACGAUCACUGGGGGGGUUUCGUCCACUACCCCGGUACCCCUGCCCUGGGUGUGUACAGCACCAAAGAGGUGCGGUCGGUCUUCAUCUACCAGACGGUUGGACCUAGUCAAGGCGUCCCGGAGCGAGUGGAGUUCUACCUCGCACCUCUUGACACGAACUACCGAAAAACUGGCCGCGUGGAAAGCAAGCAGCUUGUGGGCUACUGGCCACGGAGGCACUACUGCCAUGGCUUCCCGAACCAUGAGGACCUCCUCCUCUACACAGGGCUUGAGGUGUACGUUCCGUCACAGUGUCCCGGAACGCCGCGCACGGCCUCUGGCCGGAUCCUGGGAUGGGGCACUCACUGGAACCACGACCAUCCCCACCUGUCUUACCCCAUGGUGAAGGGCGCUGGCAAGGAGGCGGUCUUCCUGGCAACUUCAAUGCAGGACCCACGCGUGCGACGGCGCUCCGAACGGGCCGACGGCGUCAUGUGGCCAUAA
Messenger RNA from Symbiodinium natans, 1380 nucleotides. The record is from the annotation of a GenBank genome assembly. NCBI's taxonomy places the organism in Eukaryota, Dinophyceae, Suessiales, Symbiodiniaceae.